Paramuricea clavata is the source of this 1087-nucleotide messenger RNA. The record is from the annotation of a GenBank genome assembly. Lineage: Eukaryota; Metazoa; Cnidaria; Anthozoa; Malacalcyonacea; Plexauridae.
AUGCAGAGACCUCGGUCUUUGCGGCUAACUUUGGAAGGACUUCCUGCUGAGGCCACCGUAGAUGGACCAGUAAUCCUUCGUAAAGAAAUUUACUACAGUUUGAAAGAAGGAAACAUUGUUGUGAAAACAAAUGACGGCAUUGAAUGUUUUAGUAAAGUGUUAUGGUUCAUUGUCUUUGAGAUCCAACGACAGAGAGAAGCAGCAAAGGACAAAACACUUAAGCUGCACAACAUAGAAUUCCACUUAGAGAGCACCAAAAUCGAACGACCAACGUACAUGUGGGUGAGACUUUUUGGUUUUCCCCUGGACUCAAGUAGCGACAUCCUGGAAAAAAACAUGCGAUUGUACAGCGAAUUAGUAUCCCUGAUGGAUGGACGCCUCAAUUAAAACGGGCGUCAAAAUCGCCCAAUUCAAGAGCCUGAAGGGUAACAUCCCGUCCUUUAUCUUUGUGGGCAAGUACAGAAUUCGAAGAGCAUACCAAGGACAACGCAGAACGUGCCGUAACUGUCAACAGGAGGGGCACGAGACCAAAGACUGCCAAGCUGGACGGGUGUGUAAAGAGUGCGGCAAACCUGGACACAUAAAAGGGACAUGCCCAGAGAAACAGUGUUUUAGAUGCCAGGAAAAAGGGCAUGAAGCAAAUGACUGCCCACAGUACUUCGUGGAAUUCCAAGGACUUUGGGCAUCAACGGGGGGCCCAGGGGCCCGGGCUGAGACACAUAGUAAUGGUGACACGGAAACCCAAUCAAAGAACCCCACAACAGAUCUAACCACGACAGCCACCACAUCCCUAGGUAACGAAGCAGAGGAGGACCCACAACUGGGUGCCGCAACCAAGGAACAAAGUACCCGAACGGGCAACCUGACCACAUCCUGUACCAACGCGGGUACACCGAACCAGGGCGAAACACGAAAUCAAAACCCGAUGGACAUCCCCACGGCCAAGCCAAAGCGAAUCCACUCCCCAAUCCCCAGGCAACACACCCCAAUCCACAACCGCGACUCCACAAUCCCCCAGACCAGCAACAAACCACCAUAUCCCAAACCCUCACCAUCGGAGCAACAUCGGAAUCGGGUAGCACCCUGA